This is a messenger RNA of Zophobas morio, 932 nucleotides long. RefSeq lists its product as uncharacterized. NCBI's taxonomy places the organism in Eukaryota, Metazoa, Arthropoda, Insecta, Coleoptera, Tenebrionidae. The transcript has 9 exons. Bases 42 to 932 code for a protein of 296 amino acids. The record is from RefSeq and is a predicted model, not a curated record.
UGUCAGACAUUCGUGUCACGAAACAGUGUUUCUAAAAUAUAAUGGCUCGUUCAAAGGUAGCAUUUCUUAAUACAGUACCAUCUGAAAAAGAAUUUUUAGAAGAAUAUGACAAAUAUAAUGCAACUGUAUGGUUCUUGUUGAUUUUUAUUCUUAGAAGUACAACACCAUUUUGCCUAGCGUUACAAACAGGUUUAUUCGAAUACUCUGACGGCAUUGACAUGUAUAUGAAAGCAUUUAAUAUACACAAUAUCUCGUAUGAGAUUCCUUACUUUGCGUCAGCCUGUGAUAAAGAAUACUAUUAUAAAAAUAAUACUUUAGGAGGCAACUAUCUUAUGACAGUCAAAAAUUGCAAAAGAAAAGAUCUUAUUUUAUGGAUGGCCUUCAUGAAGAGUGCAGGUUAUUGCCUAGGAACAGUCGUGGGAGGUAUUUUGUCGGAUAUCUUCGGACGACGAAUUAUUUGUCUCUACUCAUGUUUCAUUUGGAACAUUUCAUCUUGGGCUAUAAUAUUUAUUCGAAACAUCGUCAUAUAUGAAACGAUAUAUGUUAUUAUCAUUGCCAGCAGCAGCAUUGUGGAUGCCAUUACAUUUGUAUCCUUUGGCGAAAUUUCCAAUAAGAAAUAUCGAAUUUUGACUGCCUACACCACAUUUUUCUGUGUACCAGGUUAUAUAAUGUCGCAAUAUUUGACAAAGGCUCUUUUUUUUACCUGUUGGUACAUACCCGAAUCGCCGAGGUGGUUGAUAAACACUAACAGAAUACAAGCCGUAUAUCAACAACUAAACGAAAUUUCUGGAAAAAUUUACUUCUUUGGGGAAGAAAAUGCAGCAGCACAACCAAUAAGACAGAUAACUUUAGCCAAAAACAUGUUUGGUUUUCUGUUUAAAAAUAAGAUGAAAAAUUUGAUAGAAGUACAAUUUGAAACAUAUAAUCCAUAA